AAAUUUACUAGCGCCAUCUCUGGAGAGCAUCUUUCGAAACCUCCAGACGAUAGAGAGAGCCUGAAAAAAGAGUUCUAUUGAAUUAUUAAUAUUUUCCCUCAUUUACCCUGUUAUUAAGGUGUUUCCUUAAUAUUUGCCCUUCUGGCACCAUGGACUAUGACUAUCCACCAGAUGCUCCCGAUUAUGAUGACUUGGAAGAUCUCUUGGACGAGCUAGAACAAGAAAAGCAACUUGUGAUCGAUGAUACAGACAUACCUUCAGACAUUGAGGAUGAUGGCCCACUGCCGUCCAUUCCUCCAACACAGGCCACUGCCGCCUCCCAGAGAACUGGGCUGCAGGGCUCAGGAACACAGUCCUCUGGCCGGUCUGCAUACCCAGCGCCCGAAGAUACAACACAUCACAGGGCCACCAACGGUACAGAGGACUCUGCCAAAAGGCGGCUGGAGGAGAGCAUCUUUGGAGACUUGUCAGACCUGGACACUGAGCUUUCACAGCAGACUGCUCCCAAGCGAACGAAGCUCUCGGCUAAACGGACGCCCGACGAUGAGCACUAUGAUGACCUGAUGGAGAGGAUUCGCGCCAGUCGCGCCCUGCCGAAGGCGGAACAGUUCUCCGUCGUAAAUGGUGUCGAGAGGGUACCGGCUCCGGCGGCGAAGCGUACUGUCGAAAUCAGCUCUCGUGUACCGCUCACGGGUGCCUUCCAGAAGCUGACGUUUUCCGACGGUAGUCGGUACUUCCUCACGGUCCGCAGUCGCCAGCCGCAGCCUCUGGCGAACCCCGUGUCCAGCCGCACCAGCCUGCUCUCCAGGCCGCUGCAGGAGCUGAAGGAUGAGGCGCGGCGACUGGAGGAGCGCCGGCAGCGUCUGCUACAGGAGCGUGCUGUGCUGCAGAAGCUGGCCUCCUGGGACACAGACGCCGCCGACUCGGGAGUCGAGUCGGAGGACGAAACUGAGCGGAGCUCUCUGUGGGUGCAGCGCUUCCAGCCGCGUACCUACGUGGAGCUGCUCAGUGACGAGACCAUAAACCGCGGUCUCCUCCACUGGCUGAGGCUAUGGGACAAGGCCGUCUUUGGACGCGACGUCAUCAUAAAGCCGCCAAAGGAGGAGAAGAAAAAGCCAGACGGAAAGUUCAAGCCGUUCGUCCGUAAGCCGGCGUUUGAGAUUGUGGAGGAACUGGACUCGACCAACCGUCCCAAGCAGAAGGUGGCACUGCUCUGCGGCCCGCCCGGUCUCGGCAAGACGACGCUGGCGCACGUGCUGGCCAGGCACGCCGGUUACAGCGUGCUCGAGAUGAACGCCUCAGACGACCGGAGCGUGACGGCGUUCCGGACGGCGCUCGAGUCGGCCACGCAGAUGCGUCCCAUGCUGGGUGCCGACCCGCGGCCCAACUGUCUGGUCAUAGACGAGAUCGACGGCGCUCCGGCGCCGGCCAUCAACCAUCUGGUAGCGGCACUAUCUGCCGGAUCUGGCGACACCUCCUCCAACAAGAAGAAAAAGAAGGAGGGCCCGGCGCCGAUCCACCGGCCUGUGAUCUGUAUCUGUAACGACCCGUAUGUGCCGGCGCUGCGGCCACUGAGGCAGAUGGCGCUGGUCAUGACGUUCCCGCCCACCACCAGCGAGAGACUGGCCAGCCGUCUGGCUGACAUCUGCCGACGGAACGGGCUGAAGACCGAUCUGGGCGCCCUGCUCAGUCUGUGUGAGAAGACGCGAAAUGAUAUCCGCUCCUGCCUCGGAUUCCUGCAGUUUGUCAGGAGUCGUCAGGAGCGGCUAACUCUGGACCAGGUUCAGAGCUCCACGGUCGGCCAGAAAGACCACCACAAGAGCUUAUUUGCCGCCUGGCAGGAGAUCUUCAACAUGCCGCGGCCACAGCGGAAGCACCUGGUGGUAUCGGAGACGGACGGGUCGUCGCGACUGUCGGGCGACGGCACCAGUCUGGCAGAAAGGCUCAGCAAUAUCGUGUCGGUGGUCACCUCCUGUGGUGAACACGAGAAGCUGGCCCAGGGUCUGUUUGAGAAUUACCUCAACAUCAAGAUCAAGGACUCCACCCUGCAGUCGGUGGCUCUGGGUGUCGACUGGCUGUGUUUCGGGGACGAGCUGAACGCCGAGCUGCAACACAGUCAGAACUACGUCCUGCUGCCGUACCAGUCGUACACGGGCGUGGCCUUCCACCUGCUGUUCGCGACGCUGCAGAAGACGCGACCCGCCUUCCCCCAGGCUGACUCUGAGACCCGACAGCGGCACUCCAAGUUGAACAACCUGCUGGCGAGCAUGAUCUCGGAGAUGUCUCCGAGGACACGGUGCUUCAACGGCCGGGCCAGCCUGGUGAAGGACGUGCUGCCCUACCUGCUGCAGGUGGCGGUGCCCAACCUGCGACCGGUGAGCAGUCAGCUGCACACGCCCCGGGAAGAGGAGGAGCUGCGGCGCGUGCUGCACCUGAUGGUGGCCUACAACCUCACCUACCGACAGCAGCGUGACGCAGAGGGACAGUACCAGUACCUGCUCGAGCCAAACAUGGAAGAGCUGGUGUACUUUGGGGACGAGCGUCCGCAGCGAUCGGCGCCGUACACCGUCAAACAGUUAAUCGCACGGGAGAUCGAACUGGAGAAGAUGAGAAGGGCAGAGGCGGCGCUGGUGGGCACUGACGACCGGCGGGGCCGCGGUGUCCGGGAGACUGCCCCACCCCCAGCUCCGGAGCCGGCCGCACCGGCGGCUGAGCCGACCGGCCCGGCGCCGGCCGCGGUCCCUAACCACCUGAGACAGCUGCAGGCCAAGCCGCUGGCCGAGAGGGCCGUGGCUGACGACAAUGUGCUGCCGCGGGAUUUCUUCGGUCGUGUGAUCCAGCCGAAGCCGCAGAAAGAGACUCCCGCAGACGACGAGGCGCCCGACUCUGGCCAUCUUCUCCGCACGGACGUCUGGUACCACUUCAAGGAGGGCUACAACAAUGCCGUCCGGCGCACCGUCCGCGUGCAGGACCUCGCCUGACCGACCCGUCCUGGGUCAGUUGGGGUGGCCCCGCCCGGCGGAGGCGGCGGCGGCACUGUGCCCGUUCGACCCGCCCCGUCCCGUCACGGUUCGUUGUGAAUCGGUCAGUCGGGGCGGCUGGCGCACAGUGGGCCAGGCGCAUCAAAAAAGCGGAAUUAAGUCGAAAAUCAACUUCGGUGAAAUUCCUGUAAUUAUGGGAUAGAGUAUUGUAAAAAUGUCCAAAGUUUCCGAAUAAGCAAGUUUCCUUUCCCCAAUGUCAAGGCAGAUAAUGCUAUAACGUCGCAAAGUAGGACUUACCGACUGGAGAUGGAAAUGACUGCUGUGUACCAUAUUCCGUUCCCCCGAUUCAAAAGCUCUCAGCGUAAAAUCAUUUAAGUUAUUCCGUACAAAAUAGCUUUAAAAAAACAGCCGGUAUUUCUGCGCAUGUUUCUCGUACUCAAGUUCCCGGGAACUAUUUAAUGCUUACUAGUAGCGGUGGGGUUUAUAGUGCCGGUUCGGAACCGUGGUAGUGCAACGACGCAAUGAAUUUAUAUAAGGAUAUAAAGAAAACGUCACCGAACAACACGAAGAUAUUUGCUGCCUGACUUUCCUCAAGGUGUAUAGCUUGCUGCCCAAUGCAAAUAUUUUGCGCAUUUUUGCGCGAAAUGGACAAAUAAAGGUUUAACCCUCGCCGGCAUAGGCCGUUUUGCAUCCCUCGACGGCACAGGGGGAUGCGACACUCCUCGCGUUUGGCCCCUAAUUGAGCUAGAGCCUCGCGGAAAAAACCAUCGUGUAGGUCGUCACGAGACGAAGCCAACGGUACCCGGUUUUAAGGUCAUAGGUCAAAUGGUGACCUCUGAGGUCAGGUCAAUGGCCGAAAGUCUGCUAAGGGGUUUUUCGGGACGCUGAUCACGAAUAUCAUGUUAGUUUUGAUCACAGAUGAUGUCUUCAUGCAUUUAGGCCAGGUCGGGUCAGCUCAGGUCCGGUCAACCAGUAUGGGUCCUGCCGGGUAUUCGUAGUAGGUGUCAACCCGCCUCUGACAGCUUCGUAACAUGUUACGAAGACACCAAAACUACUUCGUAAAUGUUCAAAUGGUUCCUAAAUUCGAAUUCAGCUCCAAAAACUAGCCCAGAAACAUGUAAAACUCGAAAAAGUGAACCGAGGUCAUCGAAGGUCAAUGACCUGACCUGACCUUCAGGUGACCUUUACACCCACCCUAAUGUAUGGGACCAACAUCAUAUCACAUGUUUGAACGCUUGAAACCACGAAAAGACUGCAAACGCGCGGCCAAUGCGGCAUAGUGCCCGCCUGUCCCAGGCAUAUGUGCAGCGCAGAAAUUAAAUAAUGACGUCAUAGGUCAGUGACCUAGCGUAACCAAUCAAAUUUGAAAAUGGAUAUCGGAUUCGGCUUUAGCAUGAUAUUUUACCCUGUAACGAAUCAUUUUUGGCACCGCAGCUGUGCUCAUUGAUUUAAUUCCGCUUUUUUGAAGCGCCUGGCCCACUGUGUGGCGGGAGGACGGGAAGGUGGCCGUCUGGUGCGGGUUGGGGCUCAGUUGUGAGCGUUGCCAGGGGGAUCACUGUAGGGGAGGGCCGAGGGUCACGGGGGAAGGGAUGGAGGCACAGGGGCCGAAUCCCAGCAGCAGCUGUUCAGGCUAGACGUCUUGUAAAAGUGGCAGGAAGUGUCUGAUAUGUGUUGAGUAUGGGAGGGGGAGGGUCGUGAGCUCGUGUUUGAAGUGUCUGAUUCUGCGCCGUCUGGAUUAGGGUGGCUGCUGUGUCGAUACUGAUAGUGCUUUGUUCUAAUGCUGGCCAUCACACUGUGGCUAAUGCAGCCGAUGUCAGAUCUUUCCCCGAAACAGCGAAUCGCGAUGGUUAAACGCUCCGUAAUGGCUACACCCACGAAUGCCAAAUAUUCCCUUCACGUCUUUUGAACUGUGAGGGUUUUCCCGUUGCCUCGUUUAAUGAUGUUUUGAUGAAUAUGUGAAAUACUAGAACUGUUGCUAUUUAGAAUACACCUGUAUUUGUA
Molecule: messenger RNA, 4982 nt
Organism: Amphibalanus amphitrite
Lineage: Eukaryota; Metazoa; Arthropoda; Thecostraca; Balanomorpha; Balanidae
Product: chromosome transmission fidelity protein 18 homolog
Exons: 21
Coding region: 150-2981 (943 amino acids)
Molecular function (GO): ATP binding; ATP hydrolysis activity
Source: RefSeq, a predicted model, not a curated record